Molecule: messenger RNA, 855 nt
Organism: Neocloeon triangulifer
Lineage: Eukaryota; Metazoa; Arthropoda; Insecta; Ephemeroptera; Baetidae
Product: biogenesis of lysosome-related organelles complex 1 subunit 6-like
Exons: 5
Coding region: 196-657 (153 amino acids)
Biological process (GO): intracellular transport
Cellular component (GO): BLOC-1 complex; transport vesicle; extrinsic component of membrane
Source: RefSeq, a predicted model, not a curated record
UUUGCCCCAAAUCACAUGACGAGAGUAGACAAAACUGACAACAAUAAUAUUUUUUAUGACAUUUGGAUUCGGAGAAGUGGACUUAGUCAUCAAUAAGAUCACUAACUAGUCUCCAAAAAUUCUGUAGGGUUUUACUGCAAUUUUAAAUUUCAUCCGUCUGCUAUCAUAUCUUAAAAAUUGAUAUAAGAAUGUAGAAUGUCUGCGAAAUCAGGAAACUUGACGGAUCUUGAGCUGAAGGAAGAGGAAAACGCUGCGAGAAAAAGUCACGGACUUUUGGAUGAUGACGAGGCUGCAGCUCUUGGAACGGCUGUGCUCAACAUUUAUGAACCUUCUUUGACAAAGGUCAGGCAGCAGCUUGCAGAGGCCAGCACCAAACAGCACUUGUUAAUCGAGCAGCUUCAAUGCGAGAAUGAAAGAUUGGAACUCGGUCAAAGCGAAUAUAAUUUGCAAGAAACUUUUGCGAAAGUUAAAGUUUACCAUGCCAAGUUGGUGAGCAUCAAAAAAGACAUGGCAAUGCUGCAUGAAAAGUCAACCAAGCUGAAGAAACGAGCCAAUCGACUACAGGAGCAUUGCCAAAAACAAGCCCUUCAAAAGGAACUAGAUAAGGACCGGCAAAUGCAACGGGAGCUAAAACUGGUCGAGGACACAACCAAGUGAUUCACCGAGGUGCUUUGUUAAUUAAUAAUAUAUUUUUGUUGAUCUGCUAUUUUCACAUUCCAAAAAAAUGACACAUUUCAAGGCUGAACAACACUCUUGGAGUGCUGACAAAUUCGUGCUCUAAUUAUUGUUAAUACAUAAUAAAUUUUAUCAAGCGCUAGCAAUAAAUUUUUAAUGAAAUAAAAAAUACAUAAAAUA